UGGUCGAAGGAUUAGCUCUGCUGGAUUUAGGGGUCUCACCGUAUUCUGGAGCUAUUUUUCAUGAGACCCCAUUGAUAAUAUAUCUAUUUCACUUCCUGAUUGAAUACGCUGAAUUGGUGUUCAUGAUAACUGAUGUGCUAACUGCUGUUGCCCUUUACUUGGCCAUUCAGGACUUCAACAAAGUUGUGUUCAAAAAGCAAAAGCUCCUCAUAGAACUGGAUAAAUAUGCACCCGAUGUGGCUGAACUCAUCCGGACGCCCAUGGAAAUGCACUACAUCCCCCUCAAGGUAGCACUGUUCUAUCUGUUAAACCCCUACACUGUGAUGUCUUGUGUGGCAAAGUCCACCUGUGCCAUCAACAAUACUGUCAUCGCAUUCUUCAUUUUAGCCACAAUAAAAGGUAGUGCCUUCCUCAGUGCUGUGUUCCUGGCCUUAGCAACAUACCAGUCACUCUACCCUCUCACAUUGUUUGCUCCAGCGCUCCUUUACCUUCUACAGCGUCAGUUCAUACCAGUAAAACUGAAAAGCAAAAGCUUCUGGCUCUACACCAUGCAGUAUGCAGCCCUGUACCUGUGCAGCCUGGUGGUGAUCAUCUGCCUUUCCUUCUUCCUCCUCAACUCCUGGGAUUUUAUCCCAUCUGUUUACGGGUUUAUCCUUUCGGUUCCAGAUCUGACACCCAAUAUUGGCCUUUUCUGGUACUUCUUUGCAGAGAUGUUUGAGCACUUUAGUCUUUUCUUUGUAUGCGUGUUUCAAAUCAAUGUGUUCUUCUACACCGUUCCCUUGGCAAUAAAGCUAAAGGAACACCCCAUGUUCUUCAUGUUUGUCCAGCUUGCAAUCAUUUCUAUCUUCAAGUCCUAUCCCACUGUAGGGGACGUUGCACUGUACAUGGCCUUCCUUCCAGUCUGGAGCCACCUUUACAGAUUCCUCCGGAACAUCUUCAUCCUGUCAUGCGUGCUCAUUGUCUGCUCCUUCCUGUUCCCCGUGCUGUGGCAUCUAUGGAUUUAUGCAGGAAGUGCCAACUCCAAUUUUUAUUAUGCCAUCACGUUGACUUUCAACGUAGGGCAGAUCCUGCUCAUCUCGGAUUAUUUCUAUGCCUUCCUCCGGCGGGAGUACUACCUCACUCACGGACUCCAUUUGACAAGGCAAGAUGGGACAGAGGCCAUGCUUGUUUUGAAAUAG
Molecule: messenger RNA, 1178 nt
Organism: Antrostomus carolinensis (chuck-will's-widow)
Lineage: Eukaryota; Metazoa; Chordata; Aves; Caprimulgiformes; Caprimulgidae
Gene: PIGU
Product: phosphatidylinositol glycan anchor biosynthesis class U
Exons: 11
Biological process (GO): attachment of GPI anchor to protein
Cellular component (GO): GPI-anchor transamidase complex; membrane
Source: RefSeq, a predicted model, not a curated record